This is a messenger RNA of Fibroporia radiculosa, 1461 nucleotides long. RefSeq lists its product as uncharacterized. Gene Ontology annotation, molecular function: protein binding. The record is from RefSeq and is a predicted model, not a curated record. NCBI's taxonomy places the organism in Eukaryota, Fungi, Basidiomycota, Agaricomycetes, Polyporales, Fibroporiaceae. The transcript has a single exon. The coding region runs from base 1 to 1461 and encodes 486 amino acids.
AUGUCCUCUCCAAGCUUAGAAGCCUCUCCCAUUUCCCUUGUUCCGGACGACGUUUUGCACGAGAUUUUCCAUCAAGCAGCCGCACUGUCAUUUGGGAGAUGGCCCAUGUUCGACUAUUCGGGCUGUCUUGCUUUAUCGCACGUUUGUCGAUAUUGGCGUCGACUCUCUUUCGCAUCCCCACAGCUCUGGUCUUUCAUCUACGUAAAUUCGCGGACUAGUCUAUCGAUGUUGCAUACCUAUUUGGGGCGUUCGCUAGACUCCCCGCUUCACGUCAAAUUCGAGGGUCAGCGCUCGAUCUUGGACUCUACUGACGACAUAGGGUGCAGAGCGCGUGUUGUUUCGAGCCAUGUCGACCGUAUUGUCGAAUUUCAUGCACUGCGGCUGCGCCCGACAGAGAUGUCAACAGUUCUAGCCGCAUUCACGCAUCCUGCCCCCGUACUACGCUCCCUCACGCUGCAAGCAGAUGCCCAGAUGCUUUCGCGGGCUAUUUUCUCCGGCCGAAUGCCACUGCUGCGUAGGGUUGAUAUCAGAGGGAUCUCGAUGGGCUGGCUAUCAUGCGCCGAUUUAACCGCACUGGUUCUCCACGAUCAACUCGUCCCUCCCCUACACCGUCUCCUUUGGACACUGUCAAUGUGUUCGUCUCUGCAAGUACUCAGCCUACGACUGUUGGGUGCUCUUGGGGAAGUGGAGUCCCAGCAGACCCAACACGAUUUGAUGGUUGGUCUCCCUUACCUGACCAAAUUGUCGCUGGGCCUCCACGUACGGGAUGAUGUCCUAACCGUCUUGUCACAUCUGUCCUUUCCCCCGUCGACUUCUGUGAGCCUACAUUUCACCGGAAUCCAUCAGCCAGCGGUGGAUAUUACGCAUUGUUGUCCAUCUUUAGCCGCGAUUAUCAACAAUGAGAAGGAUCUGACUGUUGAACUCACCGGAGCAUACAUGUGGUCGACGUAUGUUGCGAUAAGAACGCCGAGAAAUCGGCUGCACCUGCAAUGGGAAUGGGUUGAGGACGGCAUACAUAACGAUAUGAUUGACUUUGUUGGCUUCUCAACGGUGACAUUUCCAGCGCUGCGACAUCUCACAAUCUCCGCGAACUCUUAUCGUCUAACAGAAGAUCGAUGGCUGCAGAUACUUGCAUCCGUUCCUUCUGUAACCUCUCUUGAGCUCGACUUCCGAGAUUCCAUGGUCCUUGCGUUUCUCGACGCAUUCACUCGCAAGCAUCGUGUAUCAGACGAAUCAUCUGCUUCGGUGCUUGCAUGUCCCAAUCUUGCACGUGUUUGUAUAUCGCGGAUCGAAGAACAAGAAAGUGUACUGGAGAAGAUGGCCGCCUCUUUACGGACGCGAGCGCUUGAAGGGUCCAACUUGGAGUCACUUGAAAUCUUGCUCAGAACGCAGAAGGACUUUCCUUCCUCUGCAUAUGAUUCCUUGGUGGAGAUUAUCCCUAGGGUAGCGAUUAGAUAUUGA